Molecule: messenger RNA, 8768 nt
Organism: Lymnaea stagnalis (great pond snail)
Lineage: Eukaryota; Metazoa; Mollusca; Gastropoda; Lymnaeidae
Source: the annotation of a GenBank genome assembly
GUCAACGAUACGUGUUCGAUGCACAUCAAUGGAGGUACGCGUCUCAGUGCUUUAUCGUAUGUGUCUCAAGAAUGAUGUUUCGAUAUUUUCAAUUCGACAGGAAUAUGUCUUCCUUUUCUGUCUGCAUGCGCCAACCGAAAAAGGGGGGGGGGGGGGGAAAGCGCUUUUCCUUUCGCUCCGUACGUUUCCAACAUUUUCUAGAGAUUUCCGGGCAGAGCCUGCGGAGAGCUUGUCAAUGAUCGACAACAACCGGAUGAAGCUGUCCUUGUGUAAGCUAUACAACUACGAGCAGGCUGGCAUAAAGAUUUCUGCGGGAAAUGAUGUGUCUAGGCCAUUCAGGGUAGCCAUAACGUUCAUACUGUACAUUUAUGUCUAGGCCAUUCAGGGUAGCCAUACCGUCCAUACUGUACAUUUAUGUCUAGGCCAUUCAGGGUAGCCGUACCGUCCAUACUGUAAAUUUAUGUCUAGGCUAUUCAGGGUCGCCAUACUGUCUAUACUGUAAUUUAUGUCUAGGCUAUUCAGAGUAGCCAUACCGUCCAUACUGUACAUUUAUGUCUAGGCCAUUUAGGGUAGCCAUACCGUCCAUACUGUACAUUUAUGUCUAGGCCAUUCGGGGUAGCUAUACCGUCCAUACUGUACAUUUAUGUCUUGGCCAUUCGGGGUAGCCAUACCGUCCAUACUGUACAUUUAUGUCUAGGCCAUUUGGGGUAGCCACACCGUCCAUACUGUACAUUUAUUGGGAUUUUCAGCCCAUUUUAACACGAAAAUAUUGUAUUUUAUUUUUUUAGAAGAUGUCUCUCUCCCCCCCCCCCCUUCCUAUCACACGUAAAAUAUGCCAUUUGGGGUAGCCACACCGUCCAUACUGUACAUUUAUUGGGAUUUUCCGCCCAUUUUAACACGCAAAUAUUUUUUUUUAUUUUUUUAGAAGAUGUCUCUCUCCCCCCCCCCCCUUCCUAUCACACGUAAAAUAUUUACCGGUUUGAAAUGUAAUUAAAUUCAACCCCGCCAUUCUUGACCGGGUGCCCCCAAAUGCUGAAUCUCCUGCAGUGUCUUCCAUGGCUAUUAGGAACAUUUUUAAUAAACUUUCUUGGAACAUAGUUAUAGCAUCUCUGAUUAAGUGCAGAUGCUUAGAGGCUUACAACCUUUUUAUUUACAAAAGCAAGUUAUUGUAUUCUCUUCAAUUUAACACUUGUUAAAAAAAAUAACUUUAAUAAAAGGUAGGUAAAAAGUAAAGAAUGGAAAUAACCUGUACUCUAAACAAAUGUGCGAAAUGAGUCUCAAACACGAUAGCAGGGGAUAAGAUAAUGUGAGUUGUGUACGACCAAGACUAUGCAGCUUGCAACGUUUACAGAAUAACCAAAAGAAAAAAUUGCAUGGUCACUGUAAAUGUAUCUGUCCCCCCAAAAUCGAAUACAUUGUUACGCUUUAUAUCUUUUGCUACAGGAGCGUCCUUUACAAGGGCAUCAUUCCAUGUUUUGUUUUUUUGCAAAAAAAAGGGGGAAGGCCAAACCAAAACUUGAUCGGGUUGUUAAGUUUUUAUUACUGGAGGCUCCACAGUACAUAGCAAUUUAUAUAAACCAUGAAAAUUGAAAUGGGUUGGGGGGGGGGGCUAAUACACCACCAUUCCCUACACAAACGACGUCACUAGUCCCAGGCCACCACAACAAUCAAUUAUCUCGUUGAAAAAUCUGCCUUGUCCAAUGUAUUUCCGCAACGUGAAAGAUCAUCGUUAUAAAAUAUUUCUUUUAACAGCCGAAUGUUGUUUUUUGAAAAAUAAAGUCUCAUAAUACUAAGUCUCAAAAGUAAAAAAAAAUAUGUCUCUCCCCCCCCCCCCCCCCCACCCCCCCCCCCCCCCUCCCCCCAAAAAAUAUGUCUCUCCCCCCCCCCUCCAACCCCUACUCCCCCUUUCACCCAAAUCUUAGGACAGAACUUUGCGCUUAAAAUCCAAGUGUCACAGUCCAGCUCAGUCGACGAUAAACCCUCCGGGUUCAGGGCAGUCGACGGGGACACGAGUGGCGAUUUCGACCAGCAGACGUGCACCCACUCGAAACAUGAGGACCCAAUGCCCACUCUGGUGUUUAACUUCCCACGCAGUUAUCUUUUCACAAGAUUUUUGGUCUACAACAGGGAUGAUGAACAAGGUAAAGUCUGAGAAGAUGGACUGCUCAUAACGAAGAGAGCAGCUGUGCCAGAGAAGAGGAAAUUUAGUAGAGUAAAUAUUAACUAUAAAUGCAGCAGAUAAUAGCCAGAAACCAUUAGCGCCAUAACAAUGUUUUUUUUUUUUUUUUUACCUUUUCAAAUAGAAAUUACAAUUUUGAACUGUGGUACAAUUCAAAUAUUUGACGGGUUUCUAGCUUGUGUAACAAUGUUUUUUUUUUUUUUUUUACCUUUUCAAAUAGAAAUUACAAUUUUGAACUGUGGUACAAUUCAAAUAUUUGACGGGUUUCUAGCUUGUGUAUGUUCAGGUAUUUAGUUACAUAAUUUCUUCUAUUAAUAUAAACUAUUAAAACAGAUGGUUUUUAAAAAUAACAGCUAUUGAUUUGUUUUCAACUAUCUCAAGAUUUAGAACAUGUUGAAUUUUGUUUAAAAAAAAAGAAGAAAGGUUAACUUCUAUUUUGUUCUAUUUAUAUCAGGGUCUACACUCUUCUGCCAUAUAAUCAUCUUCCUUAAUAUAAUAUUAGUUGAUGAGACUUAAAGGCAAAAGCCAUGCAUGAAUCGUUUAUGACGGGUAGUUAUUGAUAACGCAUUAGCAUCGCACAUCCCGAAAAGUCCACACUUUUGCAAAAACAUUCUAGAAAUAAAAAACAACAACACAUGUUUAUAAUUUAAACUAAAAGACCACAUGACGGGUCAACCUAGUUAAAAGCCUUGCAAGUACCUCACGGAACUGUGAUGUGUGAUCCAUUAGACAGUGAUGUGUGAUAAAUGGGACAGUGAUGUGUGAUCCAUGGGAGAAUGAUGUGAGAUCCAUGGGACAGUGAUGUGUGAUCCAUGGGACAGUGAUGUGUGAUCCAUGGGAAAAUGAUGUGAGAUCCAUUGGACAAUGAUGUGUGAUCCAUGGGACAGUGAUGUGUGAUCCAUGGACAGUGAUGUGUGAUCCAUGGGACAGUGAAGUGUGAUCCAUGGGAUGGUGAAGUGUGAUCCAUGGGACAGUGAUGUGUGAUCCAUGGGACAGUGAUGUGUGAUCCAUGGGACAGUGAUGUGUGAUCCAUGGAACAGUGAUGUGUGAUCCAUGGGACAGUAAUUGUGUGAUCCAUGGGACAGUGAUGUGAUAUCCAUGGGACAGUGAUGUGGGAUCCAUGGCACAGUGAUGUGUGAUCCAUGGGACAGUGAUGUGUGAUCCAUGGGAAAGAGAUGUGUGAUCCAUGGGAUUGAUCCAUGUGACACUGAUGUGUUAUCCAUGGGACAGUGAUGUGUGAUCCAUGGGACAGUGAUGUGUGAUCCAUGGGACAGUGAUGUGUGAUCCUUGGGAAAGAGAUGUGUGAUCCAUGGGACAGUGAUGUGUGAUCCAUGGGAAAAUGAUGUGAGAUCAAUGGGACAGUGAUGUGUGAUCCAUGGCACAGUGAUGUGUGAUCCAUGGGACAGUGAUGUGUGAUCCUUGGGACAGAGAUGUGUGAUCCAUGGGACAGUGAUGUGUGAUCCUUGAGACAGAGAUGUGUGAUCCAUGGGACAGUGAUGUGUGAUCCAUGGGACAGUGAUGUGUGAUCCAUGGAACUGUGAUGUGUGAUCCAUGGGACAGUAAUUGUGUGAUCCAUGGGAAAAUGAUGUGAGAUCCAUGGGACAGUGAUGUGUGAUCCAUGGCACAGUGAUGUGUGAUCCAUGGGACAGUGAUGUGUGAUCCUUGGGACAGAGAUGUGUGAUCCAUGAAACAGUGAUGUGUGAUCCAUGGGACAAUGAUGUGAGAUCCAUGGGAUAGUGAUGUGUGAUCCAUGGACAGUGAUGUGUUAUCCAUGGGACAGUGAUGUGUGAUCCUUGGGAAAGAGAUGUGUGAUUUAUGGGACAGUGAUGUGUGAUCCAUGGGUCAAUGAUGUGAGAUCCAUGGCACAGUGAUGUGUGAUACAUGGCACAGUGAUGUGUGAUCCAUGGGACAGUGAUGUGUGAUCCAUGGGACAGUGAUGUGUGAUCCAUGGGACAGUGAUGUGUGAUCCUUGAGACAGAGAUGUGUGAUCCAUGGGACAGUGAUGUGUGAUCCUUGGGACAGAGAUGUGUGAUCCAUGGGAUAGUGAAGUGUGAUCCAUGGGACAGUGAUGUGUGAUCCAUGGGACAGUGAUGUGUGAUCCAUGGGACAGUGAUGUGUGAUCCAUGGGACAAUGAUGUGAGAUCCAUGGGACAGUGAUGUGUGAUCCAUGGCACAGUGAUGUGUGAUCCAUGGGACAGUGAUGUGUGAUCCUUGUGAAAGAGAUGUGUGAUCCAUGGGACAGUGAUGUGUGAACCAUGGGACAGAGAUGUGUGAUCCAUGGGACAGUGAUGUGUGAUCCAUGGGACAGUGAAGUAUGAUCCAUGGGACAGUGAUGUGUGAUCCUUGGGACUGAGAUGUGUGAUCCAUGGGACAGUGAUGUGUGAUCCUUGAGACAGAGAUGUGUGAUCCAUGGGACAUGUGAUGUGUGAUCCAUGGGAAAAUGAUGUGAGAUCCAUGGGACAGUGAUGUGUGAUCCAUGGGACAGUGAUGUGGGAUCCAUGGGACAGUGAUGUGUGAUCCAUGGGACAGUGAUGUGUGAUCCAUGGGAAAGUGAUGUGUGAUCCAUGGGACAGUGAUGUGUGAUCCAUGGGAAUCACUACACACUAGGUACCCUGUCACUACACACUUCCAUGGGACAGUGAUGUGUGAUCCAUGGGACAGUGAUGUGUGAUCCAUGGGACAGUGAUGUGUGAUCCAUGGGACAGUGAUGUGUGAUCCUUAAGACAGAGAUGUGUGAUCAAUGAUGGAAUCCAGCUUUUUGGUUUGGUCAGGCUGCAGCAAAUACAAAUGGUAUACAUCUAAGAACAGUACCCAGCCAGACUAUCCAAUUCAUCUCUGAAGCUUUAAGAUCUGAAAAGUUCGGAAGACUGGAUACAAAAACAUACAAAUCUCAAAUCGUUGAAAAAAGUGGAUAACCACACCAUAGAAUCAAAAGAGAAAUCACUACUAAAUGUUGUCUCUAAAUGGAAGAGGAACAUAACAAACCAACGCUCAGGAAAGACUUUUAAAAAUAACUAAGAAUUAUUCCCCCAAAAACACAACUUUAAAAAUUCGUAUUUUAAUCCAGAUCUAAUCAAAAAGAAAGUAAAGAAGAGUACAUAUAUGGAUCAAAGCAGAAAAUUACAUUUCCUACCCAGAGGAUAAUACUCAAAGUAUACAUCGAUGGAUCAUCCCUCAUCGGAUCCUUACAUGCUGGCUAUAUUUUACAAUAAAGUACACAGGCCGAUGAUCUGAUUAAUUCUGGAACCCCUUUACCUCAAUCUGCAGUAACUAUGAAGCAAGAGUGACCACUAUUGAAGAAGUGUUACACCAGCUAUCUGCAAUCUUCACAGUUUUCCCUAACGGGAGCAAAAAAAUGUCCUUAUCUUCUCCGACUGCAAAUCAACAAUUCAGGCAGAUCAGCAUCAAGAUCUUAAAUCAACAAGAGUAAAAUCAAUACUUAUGAACAUCGAUAACUGUGAAGUCAAGUGCAACUGACAAAGGAUACCAGGUGACAACAAUAUACCAGGAGAUGAGAGAGCAGAUCAACUAGCAAAGCAGAUAGCAUUCAAUUAACAUCCAAAUGUACCUAUGCCACUCAACACUGAGAGGCUGAUUAUCAGAGCUAGCAGAAAAGGUAGAGUGGUUAAAUGGAAGAUAUGUGUUGACCCGUGUUACGCACUGGCUUCUAAUAUGAGAAAUUAAUCUCCUAUUUUAAUUUUAAUGGCUCGUUGUAAACAGUGCCUAACAAAGGACGAUACCAUAGAGUCAACAAUAUUAAACAUACGACACCCAAAACAGUUUCUAGUUACAAUUAAUAAGAUUUAUUUAGUCUUAAUAUAAUUACAAAAUAAAAUAAAAUAUAAUGACAAUCUUCAACUUACAGUAUGGUAGAUCUUGUACCGGUACACAGUUAAGACAGUUCGUAUAAUGUGCCAUAUGAAUAAUGAUUAAAUGCGAAAUAAACACAUAUAUAAGAACACAAAGAAUAAUACACGUAAAGUUAAUAAAACCUAUCUGAAUCUCCGUCCGUGCCUGUCAAUCCCUUAUAUAGGUUGCGUAAGCCCUGCCUUCCAGAAAAGACUUAUGACGUGUUGUUAACAUUUCUCGGGUUAUCGAGCACAUUCGAAAAAAUACCAGGAAGACAGUCUAAAAUGUUUAAUUGUUAAACACGGUUGUAAAUAAGAUACAUUAAACGAAUAGGCUACGCCCACAACAGACGUUACUGUCUGCUAGGAUUGUAAUUUAGGUCAAGUAAAGUUCACGCACGGAAAAGGUGUGCCACAUAACAACCCGUAUGACCAGACACGACUCCGAGGAUUCAAUACAUCGCCUCCGAGUCAGGACACACGAUACAAGUGUAUUUCUACCUGAACCGGAGAAAAAAAAAUCAGGUAUUAAAUGAGACGGUAGUGACACACACUACUGCUCCCCAGAACUUCAGGACUUACGCUAAAUAACAACCUACAAAAAAUGCAAGAUGAGACCAGCACCAUGUUUACUCAAACGUUGUAGCUUUGGAGGGUGUGCACCUUUUUAGCCAUGGUCACGGGCCGAAAGACACAUGCCUCAAUGGCCGUGUAUUUAGUUGACAAUGACUCACACAUAAAAGGUGCCAUACGCAAGCAGUCGUUUCUCCCGAUUCUCCCCUCUCUUUACUUCACACUAGUUUAGGUAAUUGCUAGAAAUAAAUAUCCUUAACAAAAUCAUUGGAAGGAUAACAAUUACAUUCUAAAUUAAAAAAAAACAACAUAUACAAAACUAGAUUAGAUUGUUUUAGAAAAUGUGGAUUCUAAAAACACUUGAAUAUAGAUUAUGUCAAGAUAAUCUAUAUUCAAAGUGUUUUUUUAAAAUAUACACAAUUUGAACAUAGAUUAUGUCCAGAUAAUUUAUAUUCAAAGUUUUUUUUCUUUUUUUGAAUAUAAACACUUUGAAUGUAGAUUAUGUCAAGAUAAUCUAUAUUCAAAGUGUUUAAAAAAAUAUAAACACUUUGAAUAUAGAUUAUGUCCAGAUAAUUUAUAUUCAAAGUGAUUUGUUUUGAAUAUUAAUAUUUUGAAUAUAGAUUCUGUCAAGAUAAUCUAUAUUCAAAGUGUUUUUUUUUAAUAUAAACACUUUGAAUAUAUAUUCUGUCAAGAUAAUUUAUAUUCAAAGUGUUUUUUUUAAUAUAAACAGUUUGAAUAUAGAUUAUGUCAAGAUAAUCUAUAUUCAAAGUGUUUGUUUAAAAUAUAAACACUUUGAAUAUAGAUUAUGUCAAGAUAAAAAAUCAAAUGAUUUUUUUUUUUUUUUUAAUGAGCUGCUUUAUAUUCACGUUUAUUUUUUCUGAAUUUGACUAAAAGGAUUUAUGCUUGAGGUUUUGGGUGAAAACGGUAAAAGUAGAUAAUCUAUAUUCAAAGUGUUUGUUUAAAAUAUAAACACUUUGAAUAUAGAUUAUGUCAAGAUAAAAAAUCAAAUGAUUUUUUUUUUUUUUUUAAUGAGCUGCUUUACAUUCACGUUUAUUUUUCAGGAACUAGACUAAAAGGAUUUAUGCUUGAGGCUUUGGGUGAAAACGGUAAAAGAGUGUUGAGGUAUCAGGACAAAGACAAGUCACCUGAGUUUAAGACGACAUACGAAGUGCUGAAUGCGGUUGGCUGGAAAAGACCAAUAAUCAAAGUCGAAAUUUCUCAAACUUACAUUAGUGACAUUGAUUCUGUUCCCAUUCUCACCGUCUGCGAAUUCGAAUCCUAUGGAGGUAGAUUGAUGUUUGCUUGAUGGUAGAAUGACGGUGGUAUUGGCAGGUUUAUGCAGAUUGAUAGGAGAUUUAUAAUGAAUGAUAGUUGGUUAAUGGCAGAUAUAUAAAGACUGUUGGUAGAUUGAUACCAGUAAUAUGAAAAUUGAUGAUAGAUUGACGCUUGAUUGGUAGCAUAUUGGUGGUGGUGUUGAUGGUAGAUUGGUGGUAGAUGGAUGUCAGAUUUAAGAACAAUUGUUUAGCAUUAACAUGGACCAUUGAUGACCGGCGGAUUGCAGAUUGGUCAUCAGAGUUAUGGCAGAUAUCAAGUGAAUUGUGUACAGUAUUGUUCUGCCUCUUCUCUGUUUUGCGGGGAAACGCUAGAGAGCCAUCCAUUUGUACACAACUUAAGCUAUUCUUUUAUUGCUUUUAAACCUUUGAAAGUGGAUUCAUAUCCUCAGAAAUGUGUUAUGUAUAUAGAUAUCUGGUUACAUUUUCGUUCAAAGUACAUGAUAGCAGCAUGUGAUAAGGAAACUUUGAACUAUAAAGAAUGAAUUAUAAUGCAAAGUUAUCAAUUAAAAUUAUACAUUAAAAUUGAUUAAUAAAAGGAAAUUUAUUUGUUGAAAGUUUUUGUUUUUUUUUUCAUUAAAAAAAGAAUUAUUCCGGUUCUAUUUUAAUAUAUUUCUUUAUUUUAUUGGAAAAUACUAAAUACACACACUUAACAAUAAUAACAAUAAUAUAUAUACAUGUUUACAUUUUUUAACAGACCGAGGCUAAAUUCGCAUCGGAACCAAUUAUGCUCUGUAUAUUUCACACAUAUAUUUCAACCCACAGAGUGUCCACCUAGGACGUGGAACCUUGAGUGUGAGAAAUGCGUGGGUUGUUAUAAUGACACGUGUGUAUGGG